UCCAGCUUGCAAAGCAAAACAAAGAGUAUUUUAUCCACUGUGGUACAAAAUAGACUAACUGAACUGUGCAAGAAUUGUCUUUUAAUUCCACUUGUCAGAAACCAGAAAGAUGUUGCAUAAAUUGUUACAUUUGUAUUGCUAUUAACUUUGUACAUAAGAAGGUUAGUGUGCUUCAUGGCACUAAUGAAUUAAGCUUCACAACAUCCUUGUGGGAUAGAUAUGUGAUUAUGCCCAUUUUACCAAGGAGGAAAAAGAGAGGUUAAGCAGGUAGUCCAAAGUCACACACAGGAAAUCUGUGGCACAAGCAGGAAUAUAACCCAGGUUUCCUGACGUCCACUCUUGCCUCUUGAGUACCCGACUUUCCUUCCAUUUUUAUUGUUUAUUACAUAGAUUGGAGUUCUCAAAGUGGGGUCAUUACCUCCAAUGACGUUGCAAUAGAUAUCAGAAUAUCACAAUCACUCAGCCCUUCCCAUAUUGCUAAGUAUAAAGAUGAGACGGACUUAGCAAAAUCCUGCCUAAAUGGGAAGAUGGCAGAGAUCCUGGGGGUUGUGGUAUGGAAAAAGGUCAACAUAUGAAAAAGGUGGUGAACUACUGAUGUACUUCAUUCUACUGAAAACUAUGUCAGGAAGAAAGCAGAUAUUUUUAUUGCAAUGAUAUGGUGUGUUAUAUAAUUAAAAUUACAGAGGCGUCAGUAGCAACUUCAUAGUUAGCUGAGCUUUUCACUUAAAGCAGAAUUAAAACACUCAUUUCAGAUGUCAGUGAUUGAAUAUAGUCUCCAGAUUUAACACUGUUCAGCGGACGACUGGAUUAAUGAUGGGUAUUUGGAUAAGGUAGUUAUUAACUUUCCCUCUCCCAGUUUCACUUUAUUGCCUCCCUGCGACCCAUAAUCCCUCCAAACUCCCUCCACACAUUUGCUCACAGAUAAUAAUUAUAUCUCUGAUGCUAGGCUGGUCACAUUUGUAAAAUGUAUCUCCACUAUUUAACAUUUUUUUUCGCAUACUCUAAGCCCAAAGGUGUGCCAUCACCCAGUUGUCUACUUUCUGACUGACCAGCUCCAUUCCUCAGUUCCUCGCCUCUCCCAACAUUCUUGAAGCUGGUGAACUAGAGAGCCAAGGUGGGCAGCAGGGAGCAUCGUGGCUUCCCAUACCAUUAGUAAGCCGGGGCUGCAUUUUUCUGGGCUAACAGGUUGAUCAUAUAGGACCAGAUCUGUAGCCAAAUAGUCAGUGGGAGUCUUUCCUCUGGGUUUUGAAUUAGCUUCAGAGGCAGUCAUCCAAACUCUUACCAGUAGAGUUCUUCCUCCCCGCACCCUCUCCUUUACAUUCCCCCAAGGCUCCAGCAGACCAAUAGACUUUGCUGGUAGCAUGGCUGUACUGAUAGGCCUCUAAGAUCCAGGACCAGCCUUUCAACCAUAUUUGUCUACCAGUCUCAGCCUCUUCCCUCCAUUUUGUUUUUGGUGUCUUCCUCUUAGCAUAUGUGCAACGUGCCUCAGAGGGCAGGUGACCAGGAUUUAUCACCCAAUGCAGGGGUGGCCAACCUGCGACUCCUGAGAGAACUGGGACGGAACCUGGAACCACUCAGGACUCGGGACCCUGGCUGCAAAUUGGAGCAACCUCUGUGAGCUGAAAUUCUAAGGAAAGGUAGAAAGAUUGGGGAAACAUGGCGCUGGCUUCCUGGUUCAGAUGGAAUGAGCCCCAGAACCAGAUUUCCCGAAGGAAUCCCUCAGAGAUGGUGGUGGAAACGCUAAUGAUGGAACUAGGCUGGCAGAUCAAGCAGGCAGACAAACAGCAACGAGAGAGAGAGAAUGAGUAUCGCAAAAUAAAGACAGGUGUGGACUAUGGCUGGCUGGUUAACUACCCAAAGCACAGCUAUGACAUCAGACCAGGAGAGCGGCUGCAGCUGGAGGACAUGUGCACCAAAAUACAUCCCUCCUAUUGUGGGCCUGUCAUACUCAGAUUACGACAACUUAUUGCUGAAUAUGAGCCAGAGGUACAAGAAGUUGCCCGUCUCUUCCGCUCUGUCCUGCAGGAAGCCACUGAGAAAAUCAAAGAGGAAGAAGAGGCCAAGAAGCUUGCUAGGCAAUGGAACACAAAGCACAAAACCAGCCUCUCUCUCAUUACAUUUAAAUCCCGGGCCAGGAUUUCCCCAUUCAGCAGCAACAUCAAGACCAUUUCAGAGGAUGUGGAGCGAGACAGUGAACCAACCAGGCGAGUCUGGAGUAUGCCGGAGUUUAGGAGUGCCAAGGAUUACUGAUUCUAUUAAUAACCAGAAUGAGAUUUGAGAGAGAGCUAGUUUGUUUUUUUAAAGAAUGUUAGCCAUCAUCUAGCCAUGUGUUAUUUCACUUUCAUCCCAGUAUGCUCUGUGUGCCUCUGUCUCUCUUAUAUAGCUGUGGCUGUAGUGACAGAUGCUGAGGCACUUAGUCUUGUUUCACUUACCAUGUUAGCUUUGACCAUAAUUUAGUGAUUUACAGUAAGUUGAUGGUCAGUGGAUAGUUCUUAUUUCAGUUUUAUUGUUUCUGCUUGUUGGAAAACAAUUGUGCAUAGUGCAUUACCACCACCCUCCCAUCUGGCGGUCUGCAAAUGCAGUUCAUCCAGUCCCAUGAUUGUUCACAUGAGUAAUCCCCAUUUAACUCAGUGGGGCUACAUCCAUUAGUAGGACUUGGAGGAUCUGACUCACCAAGUUAAGGUCUCUGUUUUAGAUCUUUGAGACAGACAUUAAACUCUUGUUCAUCUCUGUGCUGUAGAGCAGCCUCUUAAAUCAACACUGAUUCCAGCAUAUUUCCAUCCAUUUGAUUGUAAAAUAGUUUGUCCCAAUGAAAAAUAGAUAACAAACCUCCUAGACAUGGAGGCUAUGUCUAGACUGGCAUGAUUUUCCACAAAUGCUUUUAAUGGAAAAGCACUUUUUG
This is a messenger RNA of Pelodiscus sinensis (Chinese soft-shelled turtle), 2902 nucleotides long. Lineage: Eukaryota; Metazoa; Chordata; Testudines; Trionychidae. The record is from RefSeq and is a predicted model, not a curated record.